Molecule: messenger RNA, 1053 nt
Organism: Tetrahymena thermophila SB210
Lineage: Eukaryota; Ciliophora; Oligohymenophorea; Hymenostomatida; Tetrahymenidae
Product: Serine/Threonine kinase domain protein
Exons: 6
Biological process (GO): protein phosphorylation
Cellular component (GO): cytoplasm
Molecular function (GO): ATP binding; protein serine/threonine kinase activity
Source: RefSeq, a predicted model, not a curated record
AUGGAUACUCAUUAAUUAGAGAAGGAAUUAAAUGAAAAAUUAAAUCUUAAGGAUUAGGGAAAUACAAAUCUUGAAUAGCAAAAGAAUUAACCCUAAUAAAAUCAUAUUAUAAGAGAAAUCAAAGAUGAGGAAAUAGUCAUUGAAAGAGAUCCAUAAACAAACGCAAAAAUCAUAAGUGGCUUUUAAAUUUGCAAAGAGAUAGGAAAGGGAUCUUGGAGCUAAGUUAAGUUGUGUAUUGAAAAAAGUACUGGGAAAAAAUUAGCUUUGAAGAAAUUUCACAAAAAUAUUUUAAAAAAGAAAACUAAAAUGACAAAAGACGAGCUAGGGAAUGUAUAUUACAAAUCUUAGUGGGAAAAUGUAGAAACAGAAAUAGAACUCAUGAAAAAAUUUAAUCAUCCGAAUGUUACAAUGAUAGACAGUAUAAUAUAUCAUGAUUCAUAGUCAAAGUUAUAUUUAAUUAUUGAUUAUUGUGAGUAUGGAGAUGUUCUUAAAUGGGAUGAAAAAACUCUCAAAUUCAGUCAUUUAUAAAUUCCUUAAGCUGGCAGUAUUGAUUAUCUUUAGAAAAUAAUGUUAGAGUCAUGUUUGGCUUUGUAGUACCUUCAUUAACAAAAUAUCAUACACAGAGAUAUUAAGCCAUAAAAUAUUUUGCUAACACAUGAGCUAAAAAUUAAGUUAUGUGACUUUGGUUUGGCUGUCAAAUUGUCAUCAGAUAACCAUCGCAUCAAGGGAACUGAAGGAACCUAUCAUUUUAUGGCUCCUGAAAGUCUAAGCGAUUCAAAUCAAAAGAAUGGAUACGACGGUAAAAAAGCAGACAUUUGGUCUUUAGGAGUCACAUUUUAUUGCAUGGUUUACUUAAAACUUCCAUUCUAUCACGAUAACUUAAUGGAGUUGUUUGAAAUGAUUCAAAACAAAGAGCCCAAAUAUGAUAAAAAAAUGUAAACACAUGACUUGCUUGACCUAUUGUAGAAAAUUCUUGUAAAAGACCCAAGCAAAAGAUUAGGCUUAAAUGAAAUAAUCAAUCACAGCUUUUUUAAAAACCCUUAAAAAAUGUGA